UCUGCUCAGCCCCGGAUCCAAGCUCCAGGCUGGUGCGGGAGCAGGGUGGGGGCUAGAGAGGUGGGGGCCCAGAAAGGUAGGCCUUCUCCAGCUCCCCCCACCACACCUCAGACAGCUUUUUUCCUGUUAUUUGUGCCGUGGGGAGUCACGGCUGGGUUCCUGGAAGAGAUGCCGGCUACCUAGGCUCAGAAGAAAAGCAGCGGCCUGGGGCCUGGGCCUGUGCCCGUCCCUGCACGGCCUUGGGGCUCAGAGAGCCUGUCUGGGAGCAGGCCCUGCACUCGGCUACCAGCCUGGAGAGUCGCCGAGGGAUGAGGACGCUACAGCCCAGUGGGACGCCCUUUCAGCCCUCGCGGCCGCAAGCGCACAGCGCCCAGGAGCCGGGCCGAGCUUGACGCCCUGACGUCUCCCGUCGCGCACAGGGAUCUGCAAGUGAACUGAUCGGCCAUCUCCCUACUGCAUGGACAGGCUGCAGAAGCAACCACUUACCUCCCCCGGGAGGGUGAGCUCCUCCCAAGACUCCAGUGCUCCCGGCUCUCCCUCCAGCAUCGUGGCCAAGAUGGACAAUCAGGUGCUGGGCUACAAGGACUUGGCAGCCAUCCCCAAGGACAAGGCCAUCCUGGACAUCGAGCGGCCUGACCUCAUGAUCUACGAGCCCCACUUUACCUAUUCUCUCCUGGAGCACGUGGAGCUGCCCAGGAGCCGGGAGCGCUCACUGUCACCCAAAUCCACAUCCCCCCCACCAUCCCCAGAGGUGUGGGUAGGGAGCCGGUCCCCUGGAACCAUCUCUCAGGUUUCAGCCCCGAGGACCACAGGGACCCCGCGAACCAGCCUGCCCCAUUUCCACCAUCCUGAGACCACCCGCCCAGACUCCAACAUCUACAAGAAGCCACCCAUCUACAAGCAGAGAGAGUCCACGGGAGGCAGCCCCCAGAGCAAGCACCUGAUUGAGGACUUCAUCAUCGAGUCAUCCAAGUUCCCUGCGGCCCAGCCCCCUGACCCCAACCAGCCGGCCAAGAUCGAAACCGACUACUGGCCAUGCCCCCCGUCGCUGGCCGUCGUGGAAACAGAAUGGAGGAAGCGGAAAGCGUCUCGGAGAGGGGUGGAGGAGGAGGAGGAGGAAGACGAUGACUCUGGGGAGGAGAUGAAGGCUCUCAGGGAGCGUCAGAGAGAGGAGCUCAGCAAGGUUACUUCCAACUUGGGGAAGAUGAUCUUGAAAGAAGAGAUGGAAAAGUCGUUGCCUAUCCGGAGGAAGACCCGCUCCCUGCCCGACCGGACGCCCUUUCAUGCCUCCUUGCACGCCGGAACAUCUAAGUCAUCUUCGCUCCCGGCCUAUGGCAGGCCCACCCUGAGCCGGCUACAGUCCACAGACUUCAGCCCGUCUGGGAGCGAGACUGGAAGCCCAGGUGUGCAGAACGGAGAGGGCCAGAGGGGGAGGAUGGACCGGGGGAACUCCCUGCCCUGUGUGCUGGAGCAGAAGAUCUAUCCCUAUGAAAUGCUGGUGGUAACCAACAAGGGGCGGACCAAGUUGCCUCCAGGCGUGGAUCGGAUGAGGCUGGAGAGGCACCUGUCGGCCGAGGACUUCUCCAGGGUAUUUGCCAUGUCUCCCGAAGAGUUUAGCAAGCUGGCUCUGUGGAAGCGGAACGAACUCAAGAAGAAGGCUUCUCUCUUCUGACCGCCCCACACUCCUGGCUGCCCCUCACCCCUGCUGCUCCCUGGAGCUGGGCCCCUAACGCAUCAUCUCUUGGGGGAGCAGGAGGUGGGCAGAGGUGGGGCUGGCUCCACACGGGGUCAAGGGGAGCCCGGGCUCCUCUCAGCGCUGGGGUGGGAGACGUGGAUGUUCUUCCCGUCGGGUGUCGGGGGCCUCCCCUCACCUCUGGUCCUCACUGCACAGGGCAAACCCAGGCUGGACUCCAGCACCCACAGAGUGAAUGUCUGCGCCCUCUCCCUGUCCCCUCCCCAUGGAGAGGUCCCCAGAAGGGUGAGAGUGAGGAGACAUGAACAUGGCACUUGGUGGUCAGGCCUGUCAAUAUCUAGACCAGUGGGCGGCGAGCACCCUCGAGCCUGGCAGGAGGGGGGGCGGUGGGAAGCAGCAGGCAGGCAGGGACCCCCAGGACCCUGGCUCUGCCCAGCACUCCUCGCCUCACCUCAGACAGCCUCCCCUGCACCCGGGCCUCCCGGGCCUGACCCCGGCAGGAGCAAGAUGGAGUUCGGCCUCCGGCGGGGGGGCCACCCUUGCCCCCCAGCUUACCCUGUUCUGUCCUUGCAAAUCUUGCGCUUCGAAGCCUCUUGCUCAGCCCCGUGGCUUCCCCAGAAGCCUUGGCUUUGAGUGGAGAUGCCGCCUAUACUGAACCCCAGUCCCUAUCAGCCUCCAGGCAAAGUGAGCUUGAAUCCUACCUUCCGACACCCGGGUCCUAGGCAGAGCCAGGCCUUCAGGCUCCCUGAGUGGGAUCAAGAGGCCAGGCUGGGUGACCUGGCCCCCCGGUCCCACCGUACCCCCCACCCCCCACCAUGUUCUCUAAAGAAUGUAAUUUAUUGGGGCGCCCCCGGCUGCUCUCCUCAUCCAACGUUCUGCCCUACCUAAUCACAUCCCCAGCUUUUCUUCUCUACAAAUCCAUAUGUGUAUAUAAUUAUAUAUAUAUUUUUGCCCAGGUCUGGGUUUUGUUCCUGCCCGGACGCUGG
Molecule: messenger RNA, 2679 nt
Organism: Pteronotus mesoamericanus
Lineage: Eukaryota; Metazoa; Chordata; Mammalia; Chiroptera; Mormoopidae
Gene: DMTN
Product: dematin actin binding protein
Exons: 16
Coding region: 458-1672 (404 amino acids)
Biological process (GO): actin filament bundle assembly; cytoskeleton organization; lamellipodium assembly
Cellular component (GO): actin cytoskeleton; plasma membrane
Molecular function (GO): actin filament binding
Source: RefSeq, a predicted model, not a curated record